CUUCCCACAAAACAGGGCUAUGUGCGAGGAGAAAGUCCGUCAGUGCAGGGAAAACGAGUCUAGGGGGCACUUCCGAGCAGGCGGCGGAGCUGAAAGAUUGCAAAGGGCCAGGCAGCAAGAGACAAAGAGAAGGCAGGACAUGAGCGAAGGAGAAGGGACGCAACAGGGGAUCAGCUGAGUUAACCCAGGCGAGAAAAGCUCUUCCCCUCCUGGCACAUCCCCAGGAGGCACAGGGCCAGGCUCCCCGUUCCGCCAAAAAGACAAAAGGAGCCACUGGCCCCAUGGGGAAAGGGGGUGAGAAAGGAGAGGAGUCCGGGGAGCGUGAGGCGCAGCUCCGCUUCUACACCUGGGAGGAGAUCCAGAAGCACAACCUGAGGACGGACAAGUGGCUGGUGAUAGAGCGCAAGGUUUACAACAUCACCAAGUGGGCAAACAGGCACCCGGGGGGCCACCGAGUGAUCAGCCACUGCGCCGGCGAAGAUGCCACGGAUGCAUUCCAAGCCUUUCAUAUCAAUCCCACCUUGGUGCGAAAGUUUCUCAAGCCAUUACUUAUUGGAGAGCUCGCUCCAGGGGAACCCAGCCAGGACCGAGACAAGAACUCCCAGCUGGUGGAGGACUUCCGAACCCUGAGGAAGGCAGCCGAGGAUAUGAAUUUAUUCAAAGCAAGCCCUUGGUUCUUCUCCCUUUACUUGGCCCAUAUCAUUGCAAUGGAAGCUUUGGCUUGGUUAAUGAUUUCAUACUUGGGUACCGGCUGGAUCACAACUCUCAUCCUUGCCUGCAUCCUUGCAACUUCCCAGACCCAGGCAGGCUGGCUGCAACAUGACUUUGGACACCUUUCCGUCUUUAAGAAGUCUGGGUGGAACCACAUAGUCCACAAGUUUGUGAUUGGGCACCUGAAGGGUGCCUCUGCAAACUGGUGGAACCACCGUCACUUCCAACACCAUGCCAAGCCCAACGUAUUCAAGAAGGACCCAGAUGUGAACAUGCUACAUAUUUUUGUCCUCGGAGAUUCACAGCCCGUUGAGUACGGCAAGAAAAAGCUGAAGUACCUGCCUUACAAUCAUCAGCAUGAGUACUUCUUCCUCAUCUUCCCACCUCUGCUCAUCCCUGUGUAUUUCCAAAUCCAAAUCAUCUCGACCAUGAUCAAGCGCAGGUUCUGGGCGGACCUGGCCUGGGCUGCCAGUUACUACAUGCGCUACUUCAUCAUGUACAUCCCAUUCUAUGGCGUUCUGGGAUCCCUGUUUCUCCUCACUUUUGUCAGGUUUCUGGAGAGUCACUGGUUUGUGUGGGUCACCCAGAUGAAUCACAUUCCAAUGGAAAUCGAUAGCGAGAAGCACAGAGAUUGGCUCAGUUCUCAGCUGCUGGCUACUUGCAAUAUUGAGCAGUCCUUUUUCAACGACUGGUUCACCGGGCACCUGAAUUUCCAAAUCGAGCACCACUUGUUUCCAACGAUGCCACGCCACAAUUUCUGGAAGGUUAAACCUUUGGUGAAGUCGUUAUGUGCCAAGUACGGAGUCCAAUAUGAAGAGAAGUCUCUUGGAAAAGCAUUCAUUGACAUCAUUGGGUCUCUAAAGAAAUCUGGAGAUCUCUGGCUGGAUGCUUACCUCCAUAAGUGAACUUGAAUCUUAAUGGGGAGAUAGUCAAAGAUCCCAGCUCCUUCCAGAAAUAGAGCUUGGGAGGCUCAGAGCACCAGCAGAGCUUCACAUGUCCAGAUACCAUUGCUCCUGGCUGCAGGGGAGAGUGGAGAACUCAUUCUCUUCUAGGAUCAGGCUGACCGAAUCUUAAGUCUUCAUUAGAACAAAAGCAUCCUUUCCUGCAACAAGCUGUCCGGUCCUAGUCAUAGCCUCUUCCAGCAGAUGCUUUUCUAAGAAACCCAUCCUAACAGAGCCCUAACACUUAAGAUGUUUUCUAGUUGUUAAGACAUUAAAACCACAUUCCACAUAGGACAGCUCCUAACUAUUUCAUUCUUAAAAAAAAAAAAAAAGUUUCAGUAACUCAGAAGGAACUAUUUUUUCUAGUGUAUUCUAUUGCUCAAUAAAAUCAUAACUGUUUGUUGAUCAUAAAAA
This is a messenger RNA of Struthio camelus australis, 2066 nucleotides long. It is a transcript of the gene FADS2, whose product is annotated as fatty acid desaturase 2. Gene Ontology annotation, biological process: lipid metabolic process. NCBI's taxonomy places the organism in Eukaryota, Metazoa, Chordata, Aves, Struthioniformes, Struthionidae. Gene Ontology annotation, molecular function: oxidoreductase activity, acting on paired donors, with oxidation of a pair of donors resulting in the reduction of molecular oxygen to two molecules of water. Gene Ontology annotation, cellular component: membrane. The record is from RefSeq and is a predicted model, not a curated record.